Molecule: messenger RNA, 3013 nt
Organism: Prunus dulcis (almond)
Lineage: Eukaryota; Viridiplantae; Streptophyta; Magnoliopsida; Rosales; Rosaceae
Product: tuberculostearic acid methyltransferase UfaA1-like
Exons: 25
Coding region: 216-2819 (867 amino acids)
Molecular function (GO): oxidoreductase activity; methyltransferase activity
Source: RefSeq, a predicted model, not a curated record
GAGAGAGAGAGAGAGAGAGAGAGAGAGAGAGUUUUAGUGGCCUUUUGGUUUCCUUUUCAGUGCUGCAUUAGUUUCUCCUCCUCCAAUCAAAGAAAAGAGAGAAGAAGGAAGAGGGUUUAGGGGAAUGCCUGUUAUGUUUCGAGGGUUUUAGGAUUUUGGAUCUGCAAAUUAAACCCCAACAACUUGGAAGUGCUUCAAACUUUGUGAGAGAAAAUAUGAGAGUGGCAGUGAUUGGUGCUGGGAUUAGUGGUUUGGUUUCGGCUUAUGUUCUUGCAAAAGAAGGGGCGGAGGUGGUGUUGUUUGAGAAGGAUGACUACUUGGGCGGCCAUGCCAGGACUGUCACAUUUGAUGGCGUUGAUUUGGACCUUGGCUUUAUGGUCUUCAAUCGUGUAACCUAUCCAAAUAUGAUGGAGUUGUUUGAGAGACUUGGAGUUGAUAUGGAGACAUCUGAUAUGUCCUUCUCAGCGAGCUUAGACAAAGGGCAAGGCUGUGAAUGGGGCAGUCGAAAUGGCUUGGCAAGCUUGUUUGCACAAAAGAGGAACUUGUUCAAUCCAUACUUUUGGCAAAUGCUUCGAGAAAUCACCAAGUUUAAACACGAUGCAAUCAAUUACCUUGAGGAGCUCGAGAACAACCCGGACAUUGAUCGCAAUGAAACCUUGGGGCAGUUUAUCAAGUCACGAGGCUACUCUGAAUUAUUUCAGAAGGCUUAUCUUGUUCCAGUAUGUGGUUCAAUCUGGUCUUGCCCUUCAGAAGGGGUUAUGAGCUUCUCAGCCUUCUCUGUUCUCUCAUUUUGUCGAAACCAUCAUCUACUUCAGCUAUUUGGCCGCCCACAGUGGCUUACUGUCAGAUGGCGUUCACAUUGUUAUGUCAAGAAGGUCAGACAAGUGCUGGAAAGUAAAGGGUGUCAGAUAAGAACUAGCUCUGAGGUACAUAGGGUUUCCACAACCGAUGAGGCAGGUUGCAGUGUACUCUCUGGUGAUGGUUUGGAGGAAAUAUAUGAUGGCUGCGUAAUGGCUGUCCACGCCCCAGACGCUGUGAGAAUACUAGGAGACCAGGCAACAUCAGAUGAGUUGAGAGUACUCGGUGCUUUCCAAUAUGUAUACAGUGAUAUUUUCCUGCAUCGUGACAAAACUUUAAUGCCCCAAAACCCAGCAGCAUGGAGUGCAUGGAAUUUUCUCGGAAGUAAUGGCAACAAAGUAUGCUUGACAUACUGGCUCAAUGUGCUUCAGAACAUUGAUGGAAAAGGUCUACCAUUUCUUGUGACUCUCAACCCAGAUCAUACACCAGAACAUACCUUGCUUAAGUGGUCAACAAGCCAUCCAGUCCCAUCUGUUGCUGCGUCAAAAGCUUCAGUGGAGCUUCAUCGCAUUCAAGGAAAGAGAGGAAUUUGGUUUUGUGGAGCAUACCAGGGUUAUGGCUUCCAUGAGGAUGGACUAAAGGCUGGAAUGGCUGCGGCACACGGUAUGCUUGGAAAAGGAUGUUCCCUCUUGAGCAACCCAAAACACAUGGUUCCAUCACUGACAGAAACAGGGGCACGCCUUUUUGUUACUAGGUUUCUUAGACAUUAUAUAUCUACUGGAUGUUUAAUUUUAUUAGAGGAAGGAGGUACAAUUUUCAACUUUGAGGGAACCAGAAAAGGGUGUUCUCUAAAAUGUGUUCUUAGAGUUCAUACUCCUCAGUUUUACUGGAAGGUAAUGACACAGGCUGAUUUAGGCCUUGCAGAUGCAUAUAUCAACGGGGAUUUUUCUUUCAUUGAUAAAGACAAGGGCCUUCUAAAUCUUUUUAUGAUUCUCAUUGCCAACAGAGAUUCAAAUUCUUCUGACUCAAAAUUGAGCAAGAAAAGGGGAUGGUGGACGCCAUUGUUAUUCACAGCUAGUAUAGCCUCAGCAAAGUACUUCUUUCAGCAUGUUUCAAGGCAAAAUACUCUCACACAGGCACGCAGGAACAUCUCUCGUCAUUAUGACCUGAGUAAUGAUCUAUUUUCGCUGUUCUUGGAUGAAACAAUGACAUAUUCCAGUGCUGUAUUUAAGACUGAAGAUGAAGAUUUAAAGACUGCACAGCUAAGGAAAAUCUCUCUUUUCAUUGAAAAGUCUAGAAUUGAGAAGAACCAUGAAGUUCUAGAGAUCGGAUGCGGUUGGGGAAGCUUAGCUAUUGAAGUUGUCAAACAAACUGGUUGUAAAUACACUGGCAUCACUCUGUCCGAGGAACAACUCAAAUAUGCACAAAAGAAAGUGAAAGAUGCUGGCCUUCAGGACCGCAUCAGAUUUCUUCUGUGCGACUAUAGGCAACUUCCUAACUACAAAUACGACAGAAUUAUAUCUUGCGAGAUGCUCGAAAGUGUGGGGCAUGAAUUUAUGGACGAAUUUUUUGCUUGCUGUGAAUCUGUGCUUGCAGAUAAUGGCCUUCUUGUUUUACAGUUCAUAUCAAUACCGGAUGAACGUUACGAUGAGUACAGACGAAGUUCAGAUUUCAUAAAGGAAUAUAUUUUUCCUGGUGGAUGUCUACCUUCGUUAAGUAGGGUAACAUCAGCAAUGGCUGCUUCUUCCAGACUCUGUGUGGAGCACUUGGAAAACAUUGGAAUCCAUUACUACCAGACAUUGAGAUGUUGGAGAAAAAAUUUCUUGGAGAGACAUAGUGAAAUACUGGCUCUUGGGUUCAAUGAGAAUUUCAUCCGGACAUGGGAAUAUUAUUUUGAUUACUGUGCUGCUGGUUUUAAGACAUAUACGCUUGGAAAUUACCAGAUUGUGUUUUCGCGUCCUGGCAACACUCCGGCCUUCACUGAUCCAUACAAAGGCUUCCCUUCAGCUUCAGCAUGUUGAUUGUUCUGUUAUAUGAUCAGGCUUCACAAUUCAGCAAACAAAGUUUUGCCGGGUUUCUGUUUAUUUUUUUCUUCUUUUAUUGUUAGCAGUUAUUUUAUCAUCUGUGUUUUGGAUCGAACAAGCUUCCGUGAAAAACUGCCUAUCUCCACUACUUUUAUAAAAAAACCCAGUAGACACAAAAGUAAGAUUUUUUA